Columba livia (rock pigeon) is the source of this 1071-nucleotide messenger RNA. It is a transcript of the gene GNG4, whose product is annotated as G protein subunit gamma 4. Gene Ontology annotation, molecular function: G-protein beta-subunit binding. The record is from RefSeq and is a predicted model, not a curated record. Gene Ontology annotation, cellular component: heterotrimeric G-protein complex. Gene Ontology annotation, biological process: G protein-coupled receptor signaling pathway. The transcript is spliced from 3 exons. Bases 233 to 457 code for a protein of 74 amino acids. Lineage: Eukaryota; Metazoa; Chordata; Aves; Columbiformes; Columbidae.
CUCACGGCCAGGGCCAGCUUCCCGCCCUGUGCCCUGUUAACGGCCGCCGCGCGAGGAGGGCCGGUGGCCGAGCCCGCGCCGCGGGAGGCGCGAGGGCGGUGGCGGCCGUUGGCGGCGGCCGCUCCGCCCCGCCCGUCAGCGCCGGCCGCGCCAUGUGCCGCCGCCAGGCGCCGAGCCGGGCUGCCAGCAGCCUGCCUGCCUGCCUGCCGCCGCCCUCGCACGGGAAAACAAAAUGAAGGAACUGGUGUCAAACAGUACAACCAAUAUAUCUCAAGCCAGGAAAGCUGUGGAGCAAUUAAAAAUGGAAGCAUAUAUGGAUAGGAUGAAGGUAUCCAAAGCUGCAGCAGAUCUAUUGGCAUAUUGUGAUGCUCAUGUUGGAGAAGAUCCCCUUAUUAUUCCAGUGCCUGCAUCUGAAAAUCCUUUUAGGGAGAAGAAACUGUUUUGUACUAUUCUUUGAGUCAGUUUCCAAUUAAAAAUGUCUUCUGCUAAAAUUUGGUAUCAGUGUUGCAUGCUUUUAGUUUUAGCAUUUUUUUCUGUAGAUAUCAAUACUUAGCCUAUAGCUGUGAUCUUUUUAGAAGGUAAUGCAUUUUCUGGAAAAACAAAACCAAACCAAACCUAGAAACUUCAAGAUAAUCAUUGUUCUUUCAGACCAAUGUACAAGUUUAAUUUCAGUUCUUUUGGUCUUAAUGAAAGUAUUGAAUAUGGUAUCAAAUUGUAGAUGCCUUUGCCAGUCAUAGAUUUUUCUGAGACCUAUAAGAGUCAUGCCAAUUCUUGAAGCUAUUUUUAACAUUCUUAUUUUCUUUGGAAGGUACAUUUAAUUCAUUUGCCUUUACAAAUUUAUAUCUAAAAAGAGUAGUGUGACCUUUCCUCAAGUAGCACUAUUUAGAAAGAAAUCCCAGUGAUUUACGAUGUUUGGAAUGAUAAGUCUUAUACAGUAAAUCGUGUUUAUAAAUAUGUUUUGUGAAGACUGUAAUAAACUUGACUACAAGUAAACCAACUAUGUAACUACAAGCAAAAUCAAGAUGUAUAGUUACACACCAGGACUGCAUGAAUAAAACUGUAGAAAAUGUG